AGGAGCUGAAAAACGGAGUCCGUGCGAGGAUGAGGAGUAAGAGCGUCCAGGACGGAGAGAAGGCAGCGGCAUGAAGAAGAAACAAAGUCAGGACUUGAUCAGACGUGGAUGACAACAGCUGUUCACAUCUGUUGGAGAUGGCGGGACCGAUAAGUCAGGAGCCUCUAAAGACCCAGCAGAAGUGCGUCGCCACGCUCGCUCUUCUUUGCUGCUUCGCUGUGCUGAUGGUGCUGAUCUUCUCGUCGGUGGACAUUUGGGGGGACGAUGAAGAUGGAAUCACAGAGGACAACUGCAGCAGAGACUGCCACAUCGUGCUUGCAGAGAAUAUUCCUGAGGAAUUCUCUCUCCGUAUGGAUGGCAGGCACAGCCUUCCUCUCGCGGUGGGUUUUCACUCACUGCUGGACCAAGCCAAGACCUCGGUUCAGGUUGUGUCAUCAGUCUGGAACUUAAACUCCUGGGGCCUGGAUCCGGUACCGAGUGCUGCUAAACAGGGUCAGCUCUUGUUCCAGAGGCUGCAGAGCCUGAGACCUCGAGGGGUGAAGCUGAAGAUUGUCAGCAGCUGGACUAAUUCUACAGAGCUGAAGGCCCUGGAAGCGCACGGUGCGGAGGUUCGUUCUGUUAAUAUGACAGCGCUGACCAGAGGAGGACUGCAUUCCUCAUUCUGGGUAGUGGAUCGGAAGCACAUUUACAUUGGAAGUGCUGAUAUGGACUGGAGGUCACUCUCCAAGAGGAAAGAACUGGGGGUGGUGGUGUACAACUGCAGCUGUCUGGCGCUGGACCUCCACCGAGUUUUUUCAUUUUACUGGCAGCUCCACGACAGAGACUACAUCCCCUCCAUCUGGUCGAAGAGAAUUACAGCCCUCUACGGGAAACACCAGGCCCUGGAGCUGCAGCUCAACGCCACGCCGGCCGCUGCUUAUGUGUCUACCUCCCCGAACCUCUUCUGUCCCAAAGAUCGAACUAGAGACGUAGACGCCAUCAGUCAAGUCAUCCAGAGUGCCAAAACCUUCAUCUUCAUUUCUGUGAUGGACUACCUCCCUCUGGUCAGGAGGAGCUUCAGAAGAACUUCUGUCACAAGGUACUGGUCCACUAUCGAUGAGGUGAUCAGAGAAGCCGUGGUUCUCAGAGGAGUCAAAGUUCACCUUCUUAUAAGCUUCUGGAGGAAAACUCACCCUCUCACCUUUAACUUUGUCACGUCCCUCAAGUCUCUGUGCAUGCAGCUGCACAACUGCUCCCUGGAAGUGAAGUUUUUUAGUCACAAGGAGCAGAAGGACGACUUUCAGCUGGGCCUCAACCACAACAAGUACAUGGUGACCGACAACGCCGUCUACAUCGGUAACAACGACUGGGUGGGCAGCGACUUUGACAGGGAUGCAGGAGUCGGUCUGGUGAUGAAGAUUAAGGACAGUCACCAGAACAGAAGAGUGACGGUACUGGAGCAAAUCAAAGCUGCUUUUGUGAGAGACUGGAAGUCCCAUCAUGCUAAGAACCUACAGAAAAGCAAAGACCAGCAGGGAAAACGUGGAUCUUUACAGGGGUCUAAAGGUUUCUGGGACCUCACAGAAGAAAACGACUGGAACCAGUCUUUAUGAACACAGAACGUGUUUCUGUCUUUAAGCCUUUGCCUGAAUGCUGCAGCUUUUACAAACAAGUACACAAAAUAAAUGUAGUUCCAUCCACACUAAUAGAAGCUAAUAUUAAAUACCUUAAACUCAGAUUGUUGGUUUCAAUCAGAUGGAAACUGUUUCAUCGCUGUUACCUGUUAAAUGAGCAUGCACUGCUGCAUGAAUGAUGCAGCCCAUAAUAAACUGCACUAUAUAGAC
Nothobranchius furzeri (turquoise killifish) is the source of this 1823-nucleotide messenger RNA. It is a transcript of the gene pld5, whose product is annotated as phospholipase D family member 5. The record is from RefSeq and is a predicted model, not a curated record. NCBI's taxonomy places the organism in Eukaryota, Metazoa, Chordata, Actinopteri, Cyprinodontiformes, Nothobranchiidae. Gene Ontology annotation, molecular function: catalytic activity.